This is a messenger RNA of Clarias gariepinus (North African catfish), 1130 nucleotides long. It is a transcript of the gene rgs8, whose product is annotated as regulator of G protein signaling 8. The transcript has 6 exons. The record is from RefSeq and is a predicted model, not a curated record. The coding region runs from base 179 to 703 and encodes 174 amino acids. NCBI's taxonomy places the organism in Eukaryota, Metazoa, Chordata, Actinopteri, Siluriformes, Clariidae.
GGCUUCAGCACACAGCACACCAAAGCAUCACUGCAUCCACAUCUACAGAAACCAAACAGAAUAAAUCCAUUUAAAAGACACCAAAUCCUGCACAGCACACCGAUUAAGGAAGAGCUCAGGAAUUAAUGGGAACAGUAAAUGUCAGUAAAAGGAAGUGGCAAAGAUCAGAGACACAACCAUGAAAACGAGACUCGGUUGCCUAUCCAACAAAUCUGACUCAUGCAGUGACUUUUCAGAAUUUUUACCACAUGGACCAGAAAGAUCCACACGAUACCUAAAGCUCUCCACAGAUGAAGUGACCAAAUGGGCAGAUUCGUUUGAUAUUCUUCUGUCAAACAAGUAUGGUUUGGCGGCAUUCAGAGCAUUCCUUAAAACAGAGUUCAGUGACGAGAACAUUGACUUCUGGUUGGCUUGUGAGGACUACAAAAAGAUCAAAUCACCUGCAAAGAUGGCGUCAAAAGCCAACAAGAUCUACAGGGAAUUUAUUGAUGUUCAAUCACCAAAAGAGGUUAAUAUAGACUUCAGGACCAAGGAAGAAACCAGACAGAAACUUCUGGAACCAACAUCCUCUAGUCUUAAUGAGAUCCAAGCCAAGGUCUACAGCCUCAUGGAGAAGGACUCCUACCCUAGGUUUCUUCGAUCAAAAAUCUACCGAGAGUUUUUAAACAGGACACAGAUAUACUCUCAGAGGAAGUCGGUUUAAAGAGAAAGCUCUAUGACUUUUUGCUUGUGUGGGUAAAACCAUUAGAUAUAUUAGAGCAGACCAUUAUUGUUACACAUAUUGAGUUUGACUAAAUAUGCAUUGUAGAACUGUGAAGCUUGUUUUCACUUGUAAAGAGUUCUGUGCUGUAUAUACAGUACUGUAUAACCUGUACUGUGCACCCAUGUACUCCUUCCCAGCACUAACACAGAUGAUUUUGUGUUGGUAAAAUCAUGAGGAUUAAAAUUAGACAGAGCUUUAUUUUGUCCAUUGUUUCCCUAGUUUGUUCCACUUUUGAGAAAUCUAGGUUGUUGCUGAUGUCUUACAUAAAAUACAAAUAGACUAUAACAGCACAACACAUUUAAGAACAAAUAUUAACAAGUCUGUGGAUUUAUUGAUUUAAAUCCUAUAUUCCUGGAUUCACUACCCA